AUGAAAUAUUGGCAGUUAUCAAUGGAUGGGCCCCGAACAAUCGUGCUAAACCGUCAAAACGGUGCUUUCGGCUUUACAUUGCGACAUUUUAUUGUCUAUCCGCCUGAUAUCCAUGAUCCAGUAGUUGCUAAAAAGCUAGCAUUAAGUGGCCUCUCCAAUUUUUCACAACCCAUGGACACAGUUUUUGUCAAAAAAGUUAUUCCCGAAUCUGAAGCUGAUUAUGCAGGACUUCGAGAAGGCGAUCGUUUGAUUGCUGUUAAUGGAAUUCCUGUAUCAUUACAAUUCCAAUUUGCUGAUAUUGUUGCAACGAUACAAAAAACACCAAAAACUUUGGUCAUACAAAUCGUCCCCAAGGGCUAUGAUAUUUUACAAACUUUUUUUAGCGAUACAGCUCAUAAUCCCGAAACAAAUCAACGUCCUCAAUUGCAACUUCCAGUGAGAUCUAAUGUCAUGCCUUCGAAGCGUCGUGAUCAACCGCCUCAUUUGCCUAGCGUCACGGAAAAGCAAGAAUCCGUUUACAGUGCUCUUGUGCCAACAGUUAGUCAAAGUCUUAUGUUUCCAGCACAUAAUCCAAAAAUGGCAAUUGUUCAACCUCGAGUACUGCACAACAAUUCAAGUCAAAGUCAAUUUGCUCCUUCAAUAAGUUCCAAUCAACAAGUGAAAGAUGCCAUUAUGUCACGACUUCGACACCAAAUUGAACAAAAAGAAGAAUUUCUAAAGCGACCGACAAAGCCUUUUAUUCCUGAAGCAUCAUCAACACCAUCAACUUCAUCAUCACAAGCAAAUCAAAUGCCGAGAAGUUUUAUUUAUCAAACAAAUCGACUGAAAUCAAAUUGGCCAGAGACGAAUGAUGAUUGUGCAAAAUCAUUGGAAUUUAUUCGACAACCACAAACAAUUCCACAAGAAAUUUCUGAUUUACAAAGCAGUCGAUUUGCUCUGCGUGAACAGUUUUUUAAGGAUCGCAGCUCUAUUUUAAGAAGUCCAAACAGUGCUUACUUCUCAUUGCCCACCUCACCUUAUUAUGUGCAAGAUUCACAACCGAGCACAUCUUCAUUUACAGGAAGCAGUAACAGUGUCAUUGAAGGUUCCUCUGAGAGGACUGUCAGUGAAGAUCUUCGACAUACACGAAUUGGAACGUCCCCGAUUCCAUCACAAGGUCUUCGAAUUGUCUCUGAACGAGCCAAACAGUUUGAAUCUGGACGCCCACUUUCACCAGACGGAAUUGACCGAACGUCGCUUUACAAAAGCGAACUUAGCAGAAUAAAUACAAAACAAGUGGCAUCUAAUGUUGCUUUAAGACGUCAAGUAUUCGAAUCUAAAGCAAGCGGCGGUGACUCAUCGUGGCGGUGUUCGUCUGAUGAUAAAAUCAAAGAUGAUAAGGAACAGCAAUUUAAAGGAAUUACAACUAAGACGCGAUCAUUGUCGGCAGAAUCUAUUAAGACAGAAUGUGUUGAUAAGAAUAGUGAAUUGAAUUAUAAAAAAGAAAGACCGAAGCCGGUUCGUGAGAAUUCUUAUUUGACGGCUGUUCGAUGUUCACCGGAAGUUGCUGCUGUUGUCUUACGACAAAAGGCAAAUGCUAAUCGACUAUCAAGUGAGGAAGAUGAUCGUAAAACAAGAAGAACUUCAUACUUGAAAGCAACAGAGAAUGAAGAGUUUCAACUUCCAAUUUAUUCGGAACAAAAUUCUGCAUCGUCUGCACUUGAAGAAGAUGAAACGCAACAAUUGAAAAGUGUUUAUCCCAGAUGGACUGUUCCAAAGUUUAAUGUCGACAUUCAAUUUUUACGACGAAUCUUUGAAGAUCCUCAGGCAGUUUCUGACAACCAAAUUCUUAUGAAUCAUGAUUUUCCAAAUUAUAAAAGCCAAGGAUCUAAAAUUAAAGCACUUGGAUAUUUCCGAUGUAACCAAGUAUCAGAUGCAAAUGUUGAGAUCACAAAACAAGGAAUUUUGCAAAUUAAAGUCACUUUAAUUAAUGGAAGAAAAUCCCAAGAUCGUUCCUGGCGUACAUACAAUGGAGAACUGAAGAAAAAUGUACUCAAAUUAACAACAGUGCGAGAGAGUAAAAUCAGUCAAAGUCCUGAUUCUGGAGGUGGUACAAUUGACUUAACAAACUUCAAUGUCACAGAAGCAAAUUAUACGAAACGAAAGAAUGUGUUUCGGUUAUCAUCAGCUCACUAUCCCGAGGCAUGCGAUAACGAGUGCGAAUUACUCCUACAGACACAGACACAACAAGACAUGCUUGAUUGGAUAAGUUGUUUAAAGGCGGUCUCGAAGAAAGACGAAGAAGAUGUCAGUCAAGAUCCGAAAAAUUGUUCGAAUAUCGGCGCACAAAAAGCGGAACCACAAAGAGUUGCAGCUUUAGAAUCUAUUCAGGCAUCGAGUCUUAUUCAUAGCAGCGACGAUAAUCCAUCGCCAAUAACAUCAAAACUACAACGAAAAUAUCAUUUUGGUCAUGCACGAUCACCUUCGGGACAAUCUCCAGUUACGAAGAGUCGAAAAGCACCACAAAAUCUUCUUGUAUCGGCUUCAUCUUUAAACUCAUCGAAUCGUGAUGGUUCCGAUAAAGAAACUCAUUCACCCAAACAAAAAUCAUGGAAGCAUUUUGUAACAAAUCAAUUUAAGAAGAUGCAACCACAAUCAGAUUCUUCAUCCGCGCAUGAAACUGUUUCGGAAUGUUCGCCUUUAUCACAAUGUACACCAUCGGAGGAAAAUUUCUACGUGCCUCUACUGGUAGCAAAAUGUACGAAAAUUGUUGAAACCAAAGGCUUAAACAUUGUUGGAAUUUAUCGUAUUCCUGGAAAUACUGCAGCUAUAGCUAAUUUAAAUGAGCUUAUAAAUCGUAAUGGAAUGGAUGAGCAGACAUUAAGCGAUCCAAAAUGGGAAGAUGUUAAUGUAGUGUCGAGUUUAUUGAAACUUUUCAUACGAAGUCUUCCCGAACCAAUUCUUCCCAACGAACUUUAUGGAAGUUUUAUUGAUGCUGAUAAAAUUUCCGAUCAAGUCCAAAGGUUUCAUGAAUUAAGAACAUUAUUAAGAAAACUCCCACAACAUAACUACGAGACACUUAAACAUCUUAUAGCACAUUUGACAGUGGUCAGUAAGAAUGCAACUGUGAAUCUCAUGGAACCAAGAAAUCUCGCUAUCGUAUUUGGACCAUCGAUUGUUCGUAAAUGCAACGACUCUUUGGAGAUGGUAGUGAAAGACAUGAAGCAUCAAUGUCAGAUUGUGGAAUCUUUAAUUAAUAAUUAUGGAUAUUUCUUCGAAAACGAUCCGCUUCCAAAAUUGAAGAAUAAAAAUGUUCAAUCAACGAAUGAUUCCGGAUCGGAACUGCCUUCGGCAGACUUUUUGCUAGAAAAUGUUUGCAAGAUAGAACCUUUAAGUAGAGACUCACAUAAGGAAAGUUCAUCGCGUUUUGUAGCAAAUAUUGUUCAAGCAGCAAAUAGAAAAAUUAGAAAGACAGCACAACGACGAAGCACUUCAUCAUCAUUAACACCAGACACAUUAUCAUUAGACAGCAUAACUACGUCUGCUGAAUCAAAGAAUCUUCGUUAUAGUAAUAAUAAUAACAAUAAUAAUAAUAAAUCGCUGAAGGUUAAAAGUAACGAAUCAUUAGCUGAAACACCGCGAUCAUCUGAAGAUGACUUUGAUAGUGCUUUCACUGAAAAUGGUGACAAUGCACCAUCGUCUCUAACUGCAGCUGUAACAGAAAUGUUGGAAAAUAAAUUGCGAUCGCUUCGAAACUCAUCUGUCGAUUCAUCUGAUAGAGAAGAUAUUAAAUCUGAAACUGAAUCAGCUCCAUCGAAUAAAAGUCAAAUAACAAAUCCACGCUUAUAUGUUGUUAGUAAGAUGUCACAUUUACAACAUCCUGGUUUACCUUUGACUUUAGGCGAAAACAUUCCGUUUGCCGACGAAUCUCCUGAACGACCGUUGAUUCAAGCUCGUGUUAAACCCAUAAGACAAUCAACGAAUAAUUCCAUAAUCAUCGAUAAAUCGAAAAAUGAUAAAAUCGAUGAACAACAACAAAAUGAAUACUCAUCUGAUGACACUGAUUCGUCAACAACAAGCAAUCAUCGCGUGCGAAUGAGAUCAGUUAUCCGCUUAGAAGAUUCUGUUCUAAGAAAAGUCAACAGAAUUCUUACUAAUCUUGAACAUCUUGAACGAAAGUAUAGCCUAAAUCGAUCACUUUCACUGAAUUACAAAAGUCAACGAAGUUACAACAAUGAAUGUUGUUGUAAUGCAAACAAAGCUGAUAAAUCCAGGCAGUCAUUAACGAAAGAUGAGAAAACAGAUAAGAAUAUUAACAAACGUCGUCAACUACAUGAUACAACAAACACAAGCGGUAAUCAACAGUCAAUGAGUAGCGCAAACGGUAGUGCAAAAUAUCGCCGACAUUCCAAUGGAAGCAGAUCAAUCAGACGUAGACAUACAGUUGGUGGAGUUCACGAUUAUCCAUCUAUAAUUAAAACUGAUCGGACGAAUUGUCAGAGUUUCAUAAUAAUGAAAUUAUUCUCACAACGACACAAUAUCUUUGUUUGUUUGUUUUUCUUUAUUAGUUUAAAUAAGUCAAAAUCUAAAAUGGAUAACAAAAAUUUGAAGCAAAUUCACGAAGAAUUUAAGGAUGUUAUUCGUCAUCCAGAAGCAUUUCUGCAAAUCCAAAAUGAAAUAGCUCAGAAAAUAAAAGAAAAACUUCUUGAGCCAAUUUAUUCAUAUAGUAGAACUAUUGUUUCAAGGCAAAAGUCGAAAGCAUUGGAGAAAUUGAUCAUUGAUGGAAUGGAUGAUGAGUCAAUAUGGCAACAAUUGGAGAUACAGAACGAUGAGAAUUUGCAAGGCAAUAUUAAGAAUGUUUCUCGAUUUCUAGCAUCAAAUACUGAUAAAUUUAAAGUUGAUCUUACAAAUAAUUUAAACACUGAUCAGGAAAGUGGAAUUGAAGAUCAUGAAGAAACUCUUGAAGAUGAUUCAAAUGACGAUUCUGAAAUGAAUGAAGAAAGUGAAGUGAAUGAAGAUGAUGAAAGUGGAAAUGACACAGAUGAAAAUGAAAGUGAUGAAGAAGAUGAGGAAGAAGAUUCUCCUAAGAUAAAGAAAAAAAAGAAUAUGAGAAAGUCUGUGGUUGAUGAUAAGUUUUUCAAGCUGAGUGAAAUGGAAGAAUUUUUGGAAAUUGAAGAAGAACUUGAAAAAAAUCCCAAUUUAAAUGACGAAGACGGAAUUGAUUUCUUUGAAGCUAAUGAAACGAAUAGAGAAGAAUCUUUGAGAUAUUCUGACUUUUUCGAAGACGAGAAUGAGAAUAAUGAAGGUGAGAGAGAAGAAAGAGAAGACGAACCAGCGGCAGCUUCUGAUCAACCAAAAUCGUCGCAUGAGUUGAAACAGGAACGGCUGAAGAAGAAAAUUGAUCAUAUGGAAAAUUCGAUGUUAGAUGAAAGGCCAUGGCAAAUGAAAGGAGAAGUGAAAGCUGAUAAUCGUCCACAGAAUUCUCUUCUUGAAGAAAUUCUCGAGUUCGAUUCGACUACGAGAGCAGCUCCAAUCAUAACCGAAGAAGUCACUUUGAAACUUGAAGAUAUCAUUCGACAAAGAAUCAAAGAUAAAGCAUUCGAUGAUGUUGAACGUAAAGUGAAACCAUCAGACAUUCAAAUGGAAUACAAGAAACAAAUUGUCUUGAAUCAAGAGAAAAGUAAAGAAUCGCUUGCUAAAAUUUACGAGAAAGAAUUCAUCCAAGAACUCGACAAAUUAAAUCCAGAUGAAGAAGAACCAGAAGAGCCGAAAAGUCACAAAGAACUGCGAUCAAAGCUCAAAGAUCUUUUCGAGAAAUUAGAUUUGCUAUCCAACUUUUACUAUACACCUCGACCAGCUCAACCCGAACUCAAAAUUAUCACAAAUAUUCCCACAAUUGAAAUGGAAGAAGCGACGCCGACAGUUGUUAGCAACGUGACUUUGCUUGCACCUGAAGAAAUUAAAAGAAAAGCUAAAGGUGACAUGAAAGGAGCUGAUGAGAGAACAAAAACCGAUAAAAAUCGAGAAAGACGUCACAAGAAAAUUAUUCAACAAAAUAAAUUUAAAAAGCAGUCGACUGAUAGCAAAACUACAAUGAAGAAAGUCACAAAAGCUCGAAACGUUGAAAAGAUGUUAACCACGGAAACCACAAAAUCUUCAUCAGAUUUCUUCACAAAACUUCAAGAUAAUUUAUCACUCAAUAAAAGCGGAAAACGAGAACGAAAUUCAGAAACUGAAAAGAAAAAUCAUCAAGCAAAGAAAUUUAAAUUGUAG
Messenger RNA from Clunio marinus, 6252 nucleotides. The record is from the annotation of a GenBank genome assembly. Lineage: Eukaryota; Metazoa; Arthropoda; Insecta; Diptera; Chironomidae.